AUCCCGAUUUCCGUGUCAAAUUCAAAACAUUAAAAUCUCGUGGAGGUAGCAAAACAUAACCUAUUCAUUGUAAUGUUUCUAUUAUAAUUUAAAUAUUAUAGAACUUUAAAGUAAAUCAAAAUGAAAAAGAAAAAGGCAGCGCCGCGUCCUAAAUUUGAAAACACUCGAAAAGCGCUCCGAAAGCAUAAAAGACAAGAAAAAAAGGUACACCGCAAAGAACACUAUUUGAAAAAGAAAACAUUGUCAGAACAGCCUCACUAUACACCUGGAAAGUUUGUAAAAAGGCCAGCUGAUGCUCAAGAACCUAAUACAGAGUUAAAGAAGAAAAAAUCUAAACUUGAAACACCAUUAGACAUAGUAACCAAAGAAAGAGAAAAAGAAAGAAAUGCGGCUGAACGACUCAAGCAAGAAAUGGAAGAACAGAGAAGGAAGAUCUUUCUGCAAGCCAAUGAAGAAGAAGACAAAGUUAUCAAGAAACUAGAGAAGCAACUCGGUUUAAACAAGGCUAAGAAUAAGAAUAAUUACUUUGCUGAUGAUGGACUGGACUAUCUAUUAGAAAUCUGUGACAGAUCAACCACGGAACAAAUUGUAGCAGCAGAAAAACAUUUAGCCAAUGUGGAAGCAGAUUCAGACUUUGAAGAAGACCUGGCUGUAGUGACUGGUAAAGAAAUUGAAAAGAGCAAAAAGAAAGAUAAGAAACAGAAAGGAAAAGAAUCACAUGAUAGCUUAAGUGAGGAAAGUAAUUUGGAAAGUGAAGGUGAUUAUGGAGAAUUUGAUGAUAGUGAUGAUGAUGGUGAUGAAGUUGGAAGUGAUGAAGAUGAUUAUAGUGAUGAGGAUAGCGAGGAUACAAAUGAUGAGCCUGAAGAAAAACCAACAAAAUCCCAAAAGAGUAAAGCUAAAACUAAUAAAGAAUCUAUGAAAGAAAACAAAAAAACUGAGAUGAAACCUAACACUAAAGGCAAGGAGAAGAUAAUAUCUGAAGAUGAUUUAAGCAAAGUUUUCAGUGAUGAUGAAGUGUCUCAUUUAUCUGGGGAUGAUGAUUUGGAAGGAUUCUCUGGUGAUGAGGAAGUUGGUGAUGAUCAAGAGGUUAAAGAGGAAAAAGAAAAACCUGAUGUCUGGGAAGAUAUUUAUGGACGAAAGAGGGACAAAGAAGGAAAUAUUAUUAAGGAAGAAAAGGGCACAUACGUACCUCCUCAUUUGAGGAACAAAGACUCGACAUCUGACAAGGACCUUGUACAAUUAAAACGACAGAUCAAAAGUGUCCUAAACAAGCUAGCUGGUACAAAUCUGCACUGGGCCUGUACAUCCAUAGAGAACCUGUACUCUUCAAACAGCAGAAACUCGGUGAACACGGCGCUGACGCAGCUGUGGCUGGACGCGACGGUGUCGCCCGCCGCCACGCCGGACCGCAUGGUGGCAGAACAUGCGGCACUAGUGGCGGUUAUGCACGCUAAUGUUGGCUCCGAGAUUGGUGCCCAUUUCCUUCAAGAGCUAACGACUCGUUUCGACAACAUGAUUUACAAGAAGCAACCGGUGGAGGAUAAGCAGUUAGACAACCUGGUCUCCUGUUUGGCGCAUUUGUACAGUUUUAAGAUCUACCAAGCAGCACUACUAUACGACAUUCUGAACCGAUUACUCGAUGAUCUCUCGGAGAAGAACAUAGGUUGUGUUCUCGUGGCUUUACGAGUAGUUGGAGGAGUGUUGAGGAAGGAAGAACCGUUGGCGCUGAAGAACUUCAUACACGACACUCAGAGCAGGCUCGCUAAGAUCAAAGACGAGGCGGCUAGUGGGUCCCGCAUAAAGUACCUAUUAGAAGUGUUAAUGGCGGUUAAAAACAACAAUCUAACGAAAAUACCGAACUACGAUCCCACCUACAUGGAGCAUUUGAAGAAGAUGAUCAAAGGGGUCAUCAGGAAGGGAAAUUAUGUCACCCCACUUAAUAUAAGGCUCGAAGAUCUUUUGAAAGCUGAUGAGAGAGGUAAGUGGUGGGUGGUGGGGUCAGCGUGGGAGGGGAACCACGCGCGCCAAGAGGAGAAACCGACUGUCAAACUGCCACCAACCAACGACCAGAAGCUGCUAGAGCUUGCUAGAAAACAGAGAAUGAAUACAGACGUCAGGCGGAGUAUAUUCUGUGUUAUAAUGUCGGCUGAGGAUUACAUGGACGCGUUUGAAAAGCUCCAGCAUUUAGGUCUGAAAGGGCAACAGGAGCGUGAGAUAGUGCACGUGUUGUUAGCGUGCUGUCUACAGGAGAAGACCUACAAUCCUUACUACGCGGUGCUCGGACAGAAACUGUGCGAUUUCGACAGGAAAUAUCAGCUCUCAAUACAGUAUUCAACGUGGGAUAAAAUAAAGGACUUAGAGAAUUUAUCGAAACAGAGUAUGACGAACUUGGCACAAUUUUUAAUACAUCUAAUCAUUGGGAAGGGGCUGCCGCUUUCUGUUUUAAAGGUGAUCCAAUUCUCGGACUUAAACAAGCACACGGUCCGCUUCAUGCGACAAAUAUUGCUAGCAAUCAUAAUGAAUGAAGACCUCCAGGCCUGUCUCGAGGUGUUCCACAGGGUCUCGAAGCCCCCCAAACUGCACAUGUUUAGGGAAAGCAUUAGGCUGUUCAUACAACACUUCUUGGUGAAGAAUGCUGGCAAGAAGACCAGUGUGUUGACUGAUGAUGAAAUGACCACCCUGAAGGAGCGGGCUAUGGAAGUAGAUAAGAUUUUGACUCUGCAUGAGUCUAAGUUGAAGUUUUGAAUAUAUUUUUGUAUAUAA
This is a messenger RNA of Manduca sexta (tobacco hornworm), 2763 nucleotides long. Its product is annotated as nucleolar MIF4G domain-containing protein 1 homolog. The coding region runs from base 121 to 2745 and encodes 874 amino acids. The record is from RefSeq and is a predicted model, not a curated record. Gene Ontology annotation, molecular function: RNA binding; protein binding. Gene Ontology annotation, biological process: ribosomal small subunit biogenesis. Lineage: Eukaryota; Metazoa; Arthropoda; Insecta; Lepidoptera; Sphingidae. The transcript is spliced from 13 exons. Gene Ontology annotation, cellular component: nucleolus.